Molecule: messenger RNA, 384 nt
Organism: Aspergillus pseudonomiae
Lineage: Eukaryota; Fungi; Ascomycota; Eurotiomycetes; Eurotiales; Aspergillaceae
Product: profilin
Exons: 4
Coding region: 1-384 (127 amino acids)
Cellular component (GO): cell cortex
Molecular function (GO): actin monomer binding
Source: RefSeq, a predicted model, not a curated record
AUGAGCUGGCAAAGUUAUGUCGACACUUCUCUUGUAGGGAGUGGUCACAUUGACAAAGCCGCUAUAUUUUCAGGCGGAGGUGAUAAUAUAUGGGCAUCGACCCCCGGUUUCAGCGUUACACCGGCGGAGAUUCAGAGCCUUAUCACAGGGUUUAGUGAUGCGAGUUCUCUACAUUCGAAUGGGGUUGAUCUCGCUGGGGAGAAGUAUCAGGUGGUCACGGCAAACGCAAACACGAUUUCUGGCAAGAAGGGAACGGAGGGCGUAUAUGCCUGCAAAACGAACCAGGUUGUUGUCGUGGCGCACAGUCCCGACGGAGUGGUACAUGAGCAGGCUGCCAGGGUGGUGCAAGCCCUAGGCGAGUAUUUGAACGGGUUGGGUUACUGA